AUGGGAGGUCAAGACCCGUCCAUCGGCGCCGUGGACCUAGGUGUCAAGGAAACAUACAACAACCUCUGGCUAAAGACGAGGUCAGCUCUCAAGUAUAUUUAUACACGAUAUCUCAGCGACUACGACUGGUUUAUGAAGGCUGAUGAUGACACAUACGUGGUGGUUGAGAACCUCAAGUACUUGCUCAGUUCGUACGACACAAGUAAACCCUGUGUCCUCGGCUCUCGCUUCUACACUGGGUACUUCAAGGCCGGCUACAUGACAGGAGGUGCCGGCUACGCCCUGAGUCGCGCUGCCGUCAGAGUGUUCGUGGAGAAGGCGCUGCCGGACCGAGAGAAGUGUCCUCUCACCUGGAAGAAAACCGGCUUUCCUUGCGAGGACGUCGCUCUCGCUAAGUGUUUGUCGGAGAUGGGCGUGAAGUUCAUAGACACACGCGACGACAAGGGCCGAGGGCGCUUCUUCCAGCAACCCCUACGAGCAGCCCUCACGGACCCAAAGGCGUUGCUGGGCAGGCCCUUCUACAAGGUCACAACGGGCCUGAACUGCUGCUCGGACACAGCUGUAACGUUCCACGACCUGAGCGCCAGUGACCUGUACAUGUUCGAUUAUCUGAUAUACGAAUUACGUCCUUAUGGCGCCAUGAACAAUGUCAAGUUCCCUCCUCCAGUGGCGACCGGGAGCUAACCCCUAAGUGGCCAAGCGCGGUCUUGGGAGCAGAAGCUACUUUGUGAAUAUCAACUCGUGUUUCAGAAAGUAUAGGAUGCAUUUUUUUGUGACUUUUGCCUCAUGCAUUCAGAUAAUAUAUGAUAAAAUUAUCAAUAUCACCUAAAAAGUGUUUUCUCAUCUGGUUCCUCUUAUCAACAUUCUCGCUUAGCAGUGUGGCUCACCUGCGUUCAG
Molecule: messenger RNA, 897 nt
Organism: Penaeus vannamei (Pacific white shrimp)
Lineage: Eukaryota; Metazoa; Arthropoda; Malacostraca; Decapoda; Penaeidae
Source: RefSeq, a predicted model, not a curated record